AUGGAAGCGAGAAGCGAAAUGAAGCAGAAAAUCUCCGAGAUUUUCAAAGAGUUUAUGACAGAGAUCACAAAGCUUGAUGAACUAGGGAAUGCUGCAAACAGCUUUCUUCUACGGUUUCAGCAAGGACUCAGCUAUCUCCAACGCCCUCCAAUAGUUACUUCAUCCAAGUUGAUCGAGAACAUUAUCAAGAACAAUGAAACAAGACGGCUUAAAUCAUAUAUGGAAGCUGGAUGUAUUAACAUCGAUGCUGCUGCACAAAGCACAAGAGUUUUGUAUACAUCCCUAUCAGGGCUUUCUGACCACCUAAUCAAAGCUCAAAGCUUGUUAAUUGAGCUGGAGCGUCUCACCGAUGAAGCAGCCCUUGUAAUUGAGACCGCCACAAAGCUUUCCACACAGCUAGAUAAAGACUCAUGUGAUGAAUUACGACAAAUAACGUGUGAUGAGGAGAACGAGACUGUCCUUUUCCCUGAAACACCUGAAGUGACAGAGUACGGUGCAGUUAUUGCAGUAAUUUACAGUAUGGUGAAACAGGACUAUGCGAUGCAGGAAAAGAUUGUGAGAUCACUGAGUUUGAAGUCAUCAUCUGGUGAACUAGAGACUUACACUAUGAUGUGGUCAUUGCGUCCGUUUGUAGAAGACGAGAUUAUGAACAAAGCAUGGAAAUGGAUUUAUUAA
This is a messenger RNA of Eutrema salsugineum, 675 nucleotides long. RefSeq lists its product as uncharacterized. Bases 1 to 675 code for a protein of 224 amino acids. The transcript has a single exon. The record is from RefSeq and is a predicted model, not a curated record. NCBI's taxonomy places the organism in Eukaryota, Viridiplantae, Streptophyta, Magnoliopsida, Brassicales, Brassicaceae.